This is a messenger RNA of Symbiodinium sp. CCMP2456, 174 nucleotides long. Lineage: Eukaryota; Dinophyceae; Suessiales; Symbiodiniaceae. The record is from the annotation of a GenBank genome assembly.
AUGGUGGUGAGCUCUGACAAGAUUGCCGUGGAAGUGGAGGGAGAGAAACUAACAGCUUGGUUCAACGACAAGGAUGAGCUUGUCUGGGAUGACGGGGACGUUUGGCAGAAGCAGCAAGAGACGGACGUGAAACCGUCCACACGACGAACCCUCACAAUGAAGAAGGGCGAGUAG